Messenger RNA from Lethenteron reissneri (Far Eastern brook lamprey), 7913 nucleotides. Its product is annotated as paired box protein Pax-2a-like. The record is from RefSeq and is a predicted model, not a curated record. Lineage: Eukaryota; Metazoa; Chordata; Hyperoartia; Petromyzontiformes; Petromyzontidae. Gene Ontology annotation, biological process: anatomical structure development; regulation of transcription by RNA polymerase II. Gene Ontology annotation, molecular function: RNA polymerase II cis-regulatory region sequence-specific DNA binding; DNA-binding transcription factor activity, RNA polymerase II-specific.
AGAGACGCACACAGAGAGACGCAGAGACACGCACAGAGAGACGCAGAGACACGCACAGAGUCACUCACAGAGACACGCGCAGAGAGACGCACACAGAGAGACGCACACAGAGAGACGCGCAGAGACACGCACAGAGAGACGCACACAGAGAGACGCAGAGACACGCGCGCUCCACGCAGCCACCGCGACUCCUUCCUCCUCCUCCUGCUGCUGCUGCUGCUGCCGCGAUGUUCCGACCCGGGAACCCGGAGCAUCUGAUGGGACACGCGGGGCAUGGCGGCGUCAACCAGCUGGGCGGAGUGUUCGUGAACGGGCGGCCGCUGCCAGACGUGGUGCGCCAGCGCAUCGUGGAGUUGGCCCACCAGGGCGUGAGGCCCUGCGACAUCUCGCGCCAGCUCAGGGUCUCCCACGGCUGCGUCUCCAAGAUUCUCGGCAGCGCUUGCAGGUACUACGAGACAGGCAGCAUCCGCCCGGGGGUGAUCGGAGGCUCCAAGCCCAAGGUGGCCACUCCCAAGGUGGUGGACAAGAUCGCGGAAUACAAGCGGCAGAACCCGACAAUGUUCGCCUGGGAGAUCCGGGACCGCCUGCUCGCGGAGCGCGUCUGUGACACCGACACGGUGCCCAGCGUCUCCUCCAUCAACAGGAUUAUCCGCACCAAAGUCCAGCAGCCGUUCCACCUUCCGUCACAAGACAGCCCUGGCCAACAGGUCUCCUCUUCCAGCCACGGCAUCAGCUCCAGCUCGGCCGUGACCCCCGUCUCCUCGGCCCCCAACGACUCCGUGGCGUCCUCCUACUCCAUCAACGGCAUCCUGGGCAUCCCUCGCUCCAACGGCGACGGCAAGAGGAAGCGUGACGACGACGUGGUGAGCCCCGUGCAGGCGGGCGACUCCCCCGUGAGCAGCGACGCGGUGCGCAAGCAGCUGCGCUCCGACGCCUUCGCGCAGCAGCAGCUGGAGGCGCUGGAGCGCGCGUUCGAGCGGCAGCACUACGCCGAGGUGUUCGCCGAGCACGGCAAGCCCGAGCAGGGAACCGAGUACCCUCCUCUAUCGGCCCUGGGAGCCGGCAUGGACGACGUGAAGUCUGGGAUGGUGGGGCCGGGCACCCCGGAGAUGGCGGCGCAGUCGUACCCCCUCGUCACCGACCAACGGCCGUCCCCCAUCAGCCUCAAACAGAAGGCGAUGGAGGGCAGCCUAGCUAGCCACUCCCCCUCCGCGCUAGCGGGCCACGCGCUGGCCGACCUGCAGCCCAUCCACCCGGGCCACGCCACGGACCCGUGCCCGGGCUCCGUUAGUGCCUUUACGCACCACGCGACGGCCUACGGGCAGUACGCGCCGGCGCAGGCCUUCGUGCCAGGCCGUGAGCUCGGAAACAGCACCACCCUGCCCGGGUACCCUCCCCACGUCCCCCCCACCGGGCAAGGCAGCUACUCCUCCUCCAGCCUGGCCGGCAUGGUACCCGGGAGCGAGUUCCCCGGGAACCCGUACUCCCACCCGCAGUACACGGCCUACAAUGACGCCUGGCGAUUCACCAACCCGGGUCUGCUCAGCUCCCCGUAUUAUUACAGUGCCACAGCCCGGGGCCCUACCACCGCCACGGGCUACGACCGCCACUAGUUGCCACGGCGAUGGCCCAGGCCUGCCUGCGGGCUCACGCCCUGGGACCGCGCCACCACUCCCGAGCAAGAUGGCGCCAACCAGGCGAGCCAGGAGGCCUUUUUCAACGAGCAGGCCCUCAGGACACGCCUCGCAGCUUUUUUGACUCGGAACUCAAGACCAUCGAGACGAGCAACGCAAAGCUCAGCUCGUUAAAGCCCACGCGUUAAUUAUCUCUGAAUGCGGCCUCGGCUGCAAUGUCGGCCUCCAGGGAGGCCUUUCAAGACCGGCGGAGGCUCGCCGCCGGUUAUGAGCGGCAUUGAAAGCUUCUCUUCUUUAUGUUUUUUUCUUUCUUUUGUUCCCUGGGCCACAAGUCUGAUGUGACCUUUGAGAAGCUGUAUUUGAGACUGACGUGAAGCGUCGGGUCUUCUUUGGUGGGGCUGUUGUCAUCGGGGUCAGUGAGCAAGGGAACACGUGCGUCAACGCGCGCCAGCCUCCCUUCCGCGUUAUGUCAGCGUGGUCGACAGGGGAGGGUAAACAGAGCAACAGAAGCAGCAGCAGCAGCAACAGCAGCAGCAAACAACGAACGGACUGCCCUCUUCCCCAAGGUUGUCCCCGAACACCACCGUCGCCAAAAUUGUUGGAAGCCGAGACGUCAUCGCAGAUCCGCAGAAGUUAAGGAGGCGGUACGUCGUCACAUCUUCACGGACCCACGCGACUCAACUCCGAUUCAGUUCGCUGGCUACCAGUGGAAAAUAAACUUUUCGAGAUGAACUUUGACCUCCCUCUGGCACCCCCCCUCCCCCCGCCCACAACUAUCAGCAGCUACACGUGAAGGAAACGAAUCUACGUUCAAACCAGAAGUAGGGAAGGGAAAAAAAACAAAUAAACCUGUGAUCGUUACCAAAACUCAACUCGCUGCAUUUUUGGACUCAACCAGCAGUCGUGCGAUUGACGGCGUCAUGAAGGAAGCAAUGCAACAAAGGCUGCCCACCCAACGCCAACCGUCCCACAGUUCUCUCGCGCUUUGGAAACAGUCCCCAGCGUCGUCGAUGAAAGUGGCGCUGGCUUCACUCGUGACAGAUUCAUUACGGGGGAGAGCACAUUUGCUCGAGUUGAAUUUAAACACAAUUAUAUUUACCCACGCCUCUCCCCACCCCUUUUUUUAAAUGCCCCCCUCCAAUUUGUUGUUACCCUUUUUAGUUGCUGUGUAAACGCGGUUCGUGUAGCGGCCUAAAUUAUGCAUCGCGGAACCGCGUGGGCUGAUUAUCGUCUUGUCUACUCGAGGGUUAAAUCGAGCAGAUUCCCCAACGAAUGUCCAUAAUUAAAUUGUUUGGUCAGUAACUGUUUAUGACCUCGCGGUGCUCUGUCUACUGUGGUACGCUGAUGGAACUGCACGCUAUGAGGCCAAAUUGUUUUAAUUGGCAGUGAAGUUGAAAUUAAUUGGCAAUUACGGUUCAUUCAAUGAGCCGAGUUUUUAAUCAGCGAAGUUGAAUUUUAAGUGAAACCUGGCAAACAUGUUUUAUGUAAUAUAUACUGCUAAUUUGUUUCCAUUCAAUUUGAAAGGUAUUCAAAUAAAAAUAAAUAAUGUUGCUAAUUGAAAGUUGUAGUUAAUUAAAUUAGAAAGCACAUGGUCUGUCGUAUAUAACUAGUGUUGCUGGCUGUGUUUUCUUAAAUGACAACUUUUUUGCUUCUCUUGUGAAAAAACUGAUUUUCAUCUUUUUUCAAACGUUACAUCGCUGAAGUGUGGAACAUUUUCCCCUUCAAUAAACGAACACCAAAUUAAAACCAAGACUCCCAACGCCGCACGGCCGGCACCCAAAGCAGGCCUCCGACUCGACCGCAGUGGACAGCAUCUUCGGUGGAAAGGUUGUUGUGAAAAGAAAAAAUUCAGUUAUUUUUUUGCACUGCGCACCAGAAGCCGUCGGAACGUCGCUCCGCGCUUGGUUAGGAGAGACGCGCGAGGAGAUAUAAAGAGCCGGGGACGAACGAGCGAGCGAGCGAGCGAGAGGAAAAUCCGAGAGAGAAAAAAAAGAAAAACAUCUAUUAUUUCGCGGCUUUGACACCUCGGCAACGCGUACCUUAGCGUUAGAAGGAGGCCAAGGAGCGCACCGGAAACAUUUUGUCACGUAUUAUUUAUUGGCAGCAAUGCUCGACAGGCAAUCGAGGGACAUGUAAAUGCGCUCCCGCUCCACAGCGACUGCGCACUCUACAAAGGGAGUGCCCCGAGAUCCGUCCACACCCCGCCAUGAUUGAAAUUGACAUGACAAGGACUUAAUAGCUUUUUAGACAAAUCACCCUCACGGCUCCCAGGCUGUGUCUCCCUUCGCCCCCCCCCCUCUCCUUCCCGCUCCCCCUUCCCCCGUUCUCCCAUCUCCCCACUCCGCCCCCCCCCUCGCACUCUCUCCCCGAGUGAAGAUAAAUGAGUUUUUCGGGUAAAUGAGGCAGUAAUGGCCCCACUCUCGCCAUCCCCGAGGAGUGUUUCUGCCGGGGACCGCCGGUAUAAAUCUUACUCCACACGACAUUUUCAUAAUGGGUUUUGCAGCUCCAGCCCCAGCCACCAUUAGGCAGAGGUGCAGUUUGGACAGGGACGGUUAAAACACUUCGCACUCUGUGUCGGCACAAUUUUACUCGCGAGCGGCCCAAACGCGGCCGCUCGCUGGUCAAUCUCCCCGUUUGUUUCCCCCCAGCGACGUCUAAAACGCCGGCAGUGGCCAGAUGUAAGCGCGAUAACUUAAAGUGGAUUUACUUCGCGGGCGCCCGAGUCACUGCUCACAAAACUCAGGGGCUUCCCUUUAAUUGAACAAAACCCCGGCGCCUGUAAUUCGAUUGCGCGAUUCGGGCAAAAAAAGCCGCCGCCGUUAACUUUUCUAAGCGGCGCUGGGGAGUAACGCGUUACACGUAACGGUGCUUCGCCGUAAUCUGAUUACCAAAGGCAGGUGCCCGGAAAUCCCAAGGUGUACUCCACUGUCAGCGUGUAAUAGAAUUACCUCUAUCGCAGCACGUGCGGGCUUGCUUACGUUUUCACGACGACUGUCAUUUUCAAAAUGUGAACAUAUUUUCUUGCGACAAGUAACGAGGAUCAACGGAAUGGAGUCAGCGGCUCGGGUUGAUGUGAGCGCGGCAGCGCCAGUGCACGCAGAUCAUCAGAAUCAGAAUAUGUGUUCAUGCUGGAGGAAUGCGAUGAGCUGUGGAGCGUUUCCCCCCCCCCCCCCCACAAAUGUCCGGUAGGGGCAGGGCGUCAGUCAGUACGUUACAAAGAUAAACAAUAUCAUGGCGCAACACAGCCUGCGGUCACAGCACGGCAGCGCAGAUGUUUGUGAGGUCAAACCAAUAUACCAAAAAAAAUAUCGUUGCGGGAAGAAAAAAAGUGACGUCGUCAUUUGACAUUGGAGACUGCAUGACGUUACUUGAGAAGCCUCGAGUAAUCAAUAAUCAAGACACCGAUUUGUUUUUGAAAAGUAAGCCGACGUUAUGUUUCAUGAGUUACAAUGCUCUUCCCCCAUUCUGUGUAAAGUCACGUGGGGUUGUCACUCACUUCGGCUAUUUCCCUGCUCAAACACGAAUCGUCGUCUAAAUCUGUGGCCCGAACCCCACAUUCCACAUUCUCAUGGCAGUGGCCAGUCUCUCCAUAGAACAAACCACUCUUCAAGUGCUACGUGGUAGUAAUUGUAUCGACCCUGAAGAGAUGAUGGGCUCGGCCGUACCCCCCAACAAUAAUCUUAAUUUGCGACCCUUCCAGUGGAGACAGAGGCCCUCCAACCACAGCGCCCUUGGGCCACACAUGCAUCUUUCCUGACCACGUGGGAGAGGCCCAGUCCUUAAAACGAAACAAUUUUUAUUUUUAUUUGACCAGGUGUAAGGCCCACUGAGGUAUAUAGUUCGUUUUCAGAAGCGACUUGGCCCCAAAUGAUAGCACAACCAAGCGGCUAAUCACGUGGACAUUUAAAGCAGCCAAAUACUCGUGAUGCUGAUUCUAAAUGUGGAGGGGGGGGGGGGGGAACCGGACGACCCGGAGAAAAAUCCACGCGACCACAGGGAGAGAGAGAGAGACACACCGCAAACUCCAAAUAUACAACAGGCGUCAGGACCGGAUCGAACCCACGAACCAGGCGUAGGGAGUUAACAUCUCCUCGCCACCGCAGCGCCCCCUUUGAGAGGCUGGCACAAACACUUCCACCACCGCCUCAGCCACGGGGAACACAAUCGUCUUUCUGUACACGGCAAGAGGGGGGGCGGAGGGGCGGUUCGCGAGCGUACAUUUCAGAACAGGCCGCUGCCAAGCGCACUAGUUGUGCCCCCACUUCACCGCUGAGCUAUUUACCGGCACAACCGAAAUGUGCUGCGAACACGGAAAUGUCACAGUUGCCAAAGAGCCGGUUGUGUUCGUGUACAAUUGUUUUUGUUUUUUGCUAUGAUAUGCAAAUAACUUGGCAGUAUUAUCAAUAAUGCAAAUGUAAAUGGCCGCAGAGCUUAUUUCCGAUUUGUACAUUGCGUGUAAAACCUAUGUGCAUUACUAGAAAGUCAAUUGUACGUUUUGAUUUCGUUUCGUUAUUUAACAGCAUUGCAAUAAUGAAGAAUGGCUGGUUUGUAUUUAAUAUUGUGUUAGGAAGGUCUGCCCUCCCCACUGACCCCAAUUCCCGGACCACUAUGAUGUCGUCAUCUGCUUCUAGUGCGUGAAUUCAGGCACUGAUGUAAAUAUACGAACCCUGCGGAUCUCGCCGGGCCUCCGGUGAAGAGGAAUACUGUUGUGAUGUACUGUUGAACAUUAGUUGUUUAUAUGGCAACUGAGCGAGCAAAAAGCAUGGCAUUUAAUCUUGUCGACCUGUGAGUUUACAUGUUUUAGGAUCUUGUGUGUUUCUGUCUAUAAAAGUGUUUUAUGUUUCAAUGUAUAAAGCUCAUGGCCCCUGUGAGUGGGCGGUGGAGUUGACCUGCGGAAGUGAAGUCCACCCAAACCUUCACCCGUCAGCCCACCCGUCGACCGUCAUACGCAGUCCACGUCUGUACAUUGGCAAUUUAUCCGGCGGCAGAUUUUAUCUAUGGAAGGUGGUGAACUUUUAUCACAAAGAUCCCCCCCCCCCGUAUAGCCUUAACAGACUUGAGGCAAGUGCUGUUAGCGAGCACCUAUGAAGGAAGGCACGGCACACAAGGGGGAGGCAGGGGGGGGUGAGUGGGCCAGCACCACGCCCGGCCGCCUUUGUCUCCCCAGUGACGAUGUUUACACACCGCACCAAGUACUCAUUUGAGGCUGAGUUGACCUCGGGGAGGCCCAGGACCGGUUCAGAUAAUCGUCACUGGUGUUGGCCGUGAGCGGGAAUCGAACCCGGGUCGCCGGGUUCGUAGCGCAGCGCACUAAUCGCUACACUACCGCUCCCCACACUGUCAUCACGCGCACACACACACAAGCACGCACGUGUAGGUGUGUGCAAUUUUUUGUUGUUGUUUUGAACCGGACUUGCGAGCUGUUCCUCCAGCCAGAGCUCACGCGUGAGUAUCUGGUCUGGGAGACUUGUCUUGAGUCACACGUAGCCCUGAUUUUUUGGCAUUUGGGAAACAAAGAGGGAGGGAGAAGGGAACGGGAACAAUUGACGGAGCGUAGCGAUCAAAUCCAAUUGACUCUGACAUUGCAUGUAAUGUUAAUAAGUUUUGUAAUCAUUUGUGAAUAAAAGAAAAAUCCUUCCGCUCCCCACCCCACCACACACUCGCCACAAUCGCGUGUAAAUUCAUGCCAGUGAUUCGCACGGAUUCCCCGUGCAUCCACGGGAAGGCAUCUAUCACUAGCACCACGGAGAGCAGCCCGUGCAUCGCACCCAGGACCCGGUCUCCUUAUUUAUUUAUUUGUCUCCACGCGCUCGGCGUUGCGCGACCACCGUUUUUGUUUGUUUGUUCUCACGUCCCGAACAACCGAGACAGACGCACACACACACACACACAAUGUUUGCUUCAACGAGCGACGCAGAGCCGACACUGACCCCGACCGAGGGGUUCGGAGCGGGUGCGUUGCUGCUUCAAUCGCGGUGGGGGGGGGGUGCAUGGGUUGUACAGCGACGGUGACACAUUGCGUUCAAAUAAAAAAAACGCCGACCCCUCGGGCCGGGCCCCCCGUCUGCCCUCACCCCUCCCCCCUCUCCCGCUACCCCCAAAAAACUAUCUCUGUUACGCGCAAGACCUGUCUGGAAUCUGGCCCGGGCUGAUGUUUCGCCAAACCGAUUCCGUGUGCUUGUCAUUUUCGAACCGUUCAUUGUAGUGACUGCAUUGAUGUGUUACAAAAAAAAUUUGCAACUGUUAAAUGAAUAAAUCCCCUCCGUUUUCUAAAUUAAA